Maylandia zebra (zebra mbuna) is the source of this 1813-nucleotide messenger RNA. Its product is annotated as translocon-associated protein subunit alpha. Gene Ontology annotation, cellular component: endoplasmic reticulum membrane; endoplasmic reticulum. NCBI's taxonomy places the organism in Eukaryota, Metazoa, Chordata, Actinopteri, Cichliformes, Cichlidae. The record is from RefSeq and is a predicted model, not a curated record.
CCCGCCCCCUCCUCAGUUCCCGUCCUCUACUCCUCAAACUGCUGAUGUGGUACUAACUUCAGCCUCCACCUCUGCAAACAUGUUCAACUUCACAUCAAAACUUUUGCUGCUUUUUCUCCUGGCCUUCCCCUGCGGUCUGAUAUCAGUUGGCCACGUUUAUGCCGACUCAGACUCGGCCGAGGACAUUGUCGAGGACUCAGAUGCUGCAGUAGAUGAAGAGGAAGAUGAUGAAGAUGUCCUUGUUGAAGAGGAUCAGAUGCAAACCUCGGAAGGACACGAAGAUGACUCCGACGAAGCGGCGGACAAACUGUUAGCUUCUCACCCUGAUGCCGACACGACGAUCAUCUUCACCACGGGAGAAGAGUUUCCUGCCAAUGAAAUUGUGCGGUUCCUGGUGGGUUUCUCCAACAAGGGUAGUCAGGAGUUCACCGUUCAGUCAUUGGAGGCCUCCUUUCGUUAUCCCCAGGACUUCCAGUUCUUCAUCCAAAAUUUCACAGCUUUGCCCCUGAACACUGUCGUCAAACCACAAGCUCAGGCCUCCUUCGAGUACUCCUUCAUCCCAGCACAGCCAAUGGCCGGUCGCCCAUUUGGACUUGUAAUCCUGCUCAACUAUCAAGACACUGAGGGCAGCGUGUUCCAGACUGCCGUUUACAACCAGACUGUCACCAUCACUGAACGAGAAGAGGGACUGGAUGGAGAAACAAUGUUUAUGUACGUGUUCCUGGCGGGACUGGUAUCCCUGCUGCUCUUCGGGAUGUACCAGGUCCUGGACUCGAGGACGAAAAAGAGGCUUUCUGUGAAAAUAGAAAAGGGCACUGCUGGAAUAAAUGAUGUGGACAUCAGCUGGAUUCCUCAGGAGACUCUUAAUGCCAUGAACAAGGCUUCCCCUAAAGCAUCCCCCCGGAAACGAACCAAGAGGGCGGCUGGGACAGACCAAUAAACGUGCUGGCUUCCCUUUGUCGUUAUAAUCUUGAUCAAACUUUCAGAACACCUCGCAACAAUAACUCAGUUCAAAUUUACAAAGAAUGCAAAUGUCUGGAAUUCAGUUUUUGAAGCAGAUUUUUUUUUAUGUUUGAGAAUCGGAGCUCGAUACAGUCUCAAGGUAUUACAUGCUGAGAGGAUCCUGUGCUCUCAUUGGACCAUGACCAUUUAAACACUAAGAAGACUGAACUGUGGCUCAUUUUAAAGGGACUUUUGUAUCUGUGUGUGUGUGUGUGUGUGUGUGUGUGUGUGUGUGUGUGUGUGUGUGUGUGUGUGUGUGUGUGUGUGUGUGUGUGUGUGUGUGUGUGUGUGUGUGUGUGUGUGUGUGUGUGAGAGAGAGAAAGAAAGAGAUGUAAUGGGAAAAAUAAGAUAAUCGGUAAUUAAGAUUACAAGGGCUGGCUUGAACUGCCUUCUUGAAGAGGGUUGAAUUUGAGUUUAUUGCCACUCCUUUUUUUUUAUUUAUUUUUUUUUUAUUUUAUUUCCGAUAAUAACAAUGAAAAUAUCACAGUCUUCUCUAUCAUCAAACCCUUCUCUGCCUUAUCUGGUCUCUUGCAAAAAAUGCCGUUUUUUUUUUUUGUUUUUUUUUUAAUUACCACACAUGAUUCACACAUAACGUCCAUUAAUGAUUUUAUGUUUUUUAAAGUGGUACAGUGGCAGCUGCAAGUGCAAAUGUCGAAACCAUGUGUCUCAGUGUCUGUGCAAGUCAAUUUUGCCGCCUUACUCCUGAGCAGAGCAUUCAGUCAGUGUUAGUGAUGCGGUCUGUCACGCUGUAUGUCAGUAUUUGUGAUGCAACGCCUUCUGAAAAACAAUAAAAGGCUGUAUUUACUCAGAU